Chrysochloris asiatica (Cape golden mole) is the source of this 3146-nucleotide messenger RNA. RefSeq names its product myosin IA (gene MYO1A). Gene Ontology annotation, biological process: sensory perception of sound; actin filament organization; vesicle transport along actin filament. The transcript has 27 exons. NCBI's taxonomy places the organism in Eukaryota, Metazoa, Chordata, Mammalia, Afrosoricida, Chrysochloridae. Gene Ontology annotation, molecular function: actin filament binding; microfilament motor activity; ATP binding. The record is from RefSeq and is a predicted model, not a curated record. The coding region runs from base 15 to 3146 and encodes 1043 amino acids. Gene Ontology annotation, cellular component: microvillus; plasma membrane; cytoplasm.
UAGCCCCUCUGGACAUGCCCCUCCUGGAAGAUACCAUAGGGGUGGAGGACCUCAUCCUCCUGGAACCCCUGGCAGAGGAGUCUCUGCUCAAGAACCUCCAGCUUCGCUAUGAAAAUAAAGAGAUUUACACCUACAUUGGGAAUGUGGUGAUCUCAGUGAAUCCCUACCAACAAUUGCCCAUCUAUGGCCCAGAGUUCAUUGCCAAAUACCGAGACUAUACCUUCUAUGAGCUGAAGCCACACAUCUAUGCACUGGCCAAUGUGGCAUACCAGUCACUGAGGGAUCGGGACCGAGACCAGUGUAUCCUCAUUACAGGCGAGAGUGGAUCUGGCAAGACUGAGGCUAGUAAGCUGGUGAUGUCUUAUGUGGCAGCUGUCUGUGGGAAAGGGGAGCAGGUGAAUUCUGUGAAGGAGCAACUACUUCAAUCAAACCCAGUGCUGGAGGCUUUUGGCAAUGCUAAGACUAUACGCAACAACAACUCCUCUCGAUUUGGAAAAUACAUGGAUAUCGAGUUUGACUUUAAGGGAUCUCCCCUCGGUGGCGUCAUCACAAACUAUCUGCUUGAGAAAUCUCGAGUGGUGAAGCAACUUAAAGGAGAAAGAAACUUCCACAUCUUCUAUCAGUUGCUGGCUGGAGCAGAUGCACAACUGCUAAAAGCCCUGAAGCUUGAGCGGGAAACAAGCCACUAUGCCUAUCUGAACCGAGAGAUAUCCAGAGUGGAUGGCAUGGAUGAUGUCUCUAACUUCAGGGAUGUACAGAAUGCCAUGACUGUGAUUGGAUUCUCAGAAGAGGAGAUUCGGCAGGUGCUAGAGGUGACAGCCAUGGUGCUGAAGUUGGGGAAUGUGGAGCUCGCUGAUGAGUUCCAGGCCAAUGGGACACAAGCAAGUGGCAUCCGUGAUGGGCGAGGUAUUCAGGAGAUUGGGGAGAUGAUGAGCUUAAAUUCAAAGGAACUAGAGAGAGCUUUGUGCUCAAGGACCAUGGAAACGGCCAAAGAAAAAGUGGUCACUGCAUUGAAUAUCAUUCAGGCUCAGUAUGCUCGGGAUGCUCUGGCCAAGAACAUCUACAACCGCCUCUUCAAUUGGAUAGUGUACCGAAUCAAUGAGAGUAUCAAGGUGGGCACCGGGGAGAAGAAGAAGGUAAUGGGGGUCCUGGAUAUCUAUGGCUUUGAAAUAUUACAGGAUAACAGCUUUGAGCAAUUUGUGAUCAACUACUGCAAUGAAAAGCUACAACAGGUGUUCAUAGAAAUCACCCUGAAAGAGGAGCAGGAGGAAUAUAAGAGAGAGGGUAUACCAUGGACAAAGGUGGACUACUUUGAUAAUGGCAUCAUCUGCAACCUCAUUGAACAUAAUCAGCGAGGCAUCCUGGCCAUGCUGGAUGAGGAGUGCCUACGGCCUGGGGUGGUUAGUGACUCUACCUUCCUAGCGAAGCUGAAUCAGCUCUUCUCCAAGCAUGGUCACUAUGAGAGUAAAGUCACCCAGAAUGCCCAGCGCCAGUACGACCACACCAUGGGCCUCAGCUGCUUCCGAAUCUGCCACUAUGCGGGCAAGGUGACAUACAAUGUGAGCAGCUUCAUUGACAAAAAUAACGACUUACUCUUCCGGGACUUGUCCCAGGCCAUGUGGAAAGCCAAGCAUCCCCUCCUUAAGUCCUUAUUCCCUGAGGGUGAUCCCAAGCAGUCAUCUCUGAAACGUCCCCCAACUGCUGGGGCCCAAUUCAAGAAUUCUGUGGCCAUACUCAUGAAGAACCUGUAUUCCAAAAACCCCAACUAUAUCAGGUGCAUUAAGCCCAAUGAGCAUCAGCAGCGUGGUCAGUUCUCCUCAGAGCUGGUGGCCACCCAGGCACGGUACCUGGGGCUGCUAGAGAAUGUACGGGUACGACGGGCAGGCUAUGCCCACCGCCAGGUUUAUUGGCCCUUCCUGGAAAGGUACCGGAUGCUGACCCGGAGCACCUGGCCUAGCUGGAACGGGGAAGACCGGGAAGGGGUUAAGAAGAUCUUGGAGGAGCUGAAUGUGGCCUCAGAGGAGCUGGCCUUUGGAAAGACAAAAAUCUUCAUUAGGAGCCCCAAGACUCUUUUCCACUUGGAAGAACAACGACGCCUCAGAAUCCAGCAGUUAGCCACGCUCAUUCAGAAGACAUACCGAGGCUGGCGCUGCCGUACCCACUACCAGCAAAUGCGCAAGAGUCAGAUCCUCAUCUCUGCCUGGUUUCGGGGAAACAUGCAAAAGCAGCGCUAUGGGAAGAUGAGAGCAUCAGCACUGUUGAUCCAGGCCUUUGUGAGAGGGUGGAAGGCACGCAAGAAUUAUAGAAAAUACUUCCGGUCAGGGGCAGCCCUCAUGUUGGCCAAUUUCAUCUACAAGAGCUUGGCACAGAAAUUCCUACUGGGGCUGAAGAAUAAUCUGCCGUCCACCAAAGUCCUGGACAACAAGUGGCCAACUGCUCCUUACAAAGUUUUCAAUGUAGCUAAUCAGGAGCUGCGGCAGCUCUUCUAUCAGUGGAAGUGCAAGAAAUUCCUGGAUAAGCUGUCCCCAGUGCAGGUAGAGGCCCUGAAGGAGAAGCUCUGUGCCAGUGAGCUGUUCAAAGACAAGAAGGCAUCCUACCCCCAGAGUGUCCCCGUUCCAUUCCGCGGUGACUACAUUGGGCUACAAGGGAACCCCAAACUACAGAAGCUGAAGGGUGGGGAAGAAGGACCUAUUCUGAUGGCAGAGUCUGUGAGAAAAGUCAACCGUGGCAAUGGCAAGACCUCCUCUCGGAUUCUUCUCCUGACCAGGAGACAUGUGAUUCUCACAGACACCAAGAAGUCCCAGACCAAGACUGUCAUUGGGCUGGACAAUGUGGCUGGGGUAUCAGUCACCAGCCUCAGGGAUGGACUGUUUAGCUUGCAUAUGAGUGAGCUAUCAUCAGUGGGUUCUAAGGGAGACUUCCUGCUGAUCAGUGACCAUGUGAUUGAACUGCUGACCAAGAUGUACCAGACUGUGCUGGCUACCCUGCAGAAGCAGCUGCCAGUCACCAUGACUGAGAAGUUCUCAGUGAGGUUCAAGCAGAGCAGUGUGGCUGUUAAAGUCACCCAGGGCCCUGCAGGUGGUGGGAAUGGCAAGAUAAGCUGCAAGAAGAAGGGGAGUCAUAACCUGGAGGUGACUGUGCAGUGA